AUGCAUCGUUCAACAGCUACUAGCUUCCAACGCUACCUUUUCAGCCAUCAAAACCAAAUCCAGUUGGCCAAACACGUUACUAAACCCUGUGAUGUUUUCCUCAAUCACAGAGGGAUAGACACAAAGCGAACAAUAGUAUCUUUGCUUUACGACCAUCUUUCUCGACUAAACCUGCGGCCUUUCUUGGACAACAAGAAUAUGAAACCUGGAGAUAAACUGUUUGAUAAGAUUGAUAGUGCAAUAAGGAGUUGCAAGGUCGGUGUUGCUGUGUUCUCGCCGCGCUAUUGUGAUUCUUACUUUUGCCUUCAUGAACUAGCCAUGUUCAUGGAGUCCAAUAAGAAGGUGAUUCCUAUAUUCUGUGACAUUAAGCCCUCUCAGCUUCGUGUCGUGGACAAUGGGCAAUGUGAUGUGGAGAAGCUGAGAAGGUUUAGGUCGGCUCUUGAACAGGCUAAAAGCACCGCAGGUCUGACGUUCAACUCCUCAGAAGGGAAUUUGGCAGAUGUUGUGACAACUGCUGCAAAUUGUGUAAUCAACAGCCUGAUCGAGAUCGAUGACCAAAAGAAUUCUAUGCAGCGUCCAAAGACUCCAUUUCAUUUAUAGCUCAUAUAAGACCCACUGCAACUGAUCCUUGAUUACUUCGGUUAAUUCGUUCACUACAUCAAUUUUUUUAUUUGUAUUCCGGCCAAUAUUGUUGAUUAACCUUGAGCCUGCUUUCUUCACAAAUGUAAUAAAGAAUCAUUUAAUUCUUUACUUAUCCUAUAACUACCAUCAUUUGGUCUCUUGACAUAAAUCUUUUCAUUACAUAUCGAGUGCACUAAAGACCAGUCAAUGUGUAAUGUAAAUGUGUUUUAGAGAAACGGUAAUUGAGAGAAAGUUGCUGUGUAUUCUCAUUGAUAAUAGGUGCCCCUCUUUAUAUAGAUGAUUACAAUGCAUAGAAUCUGAAUUAUACAAGGAAAGGUAAUCAUACAAUGAAUGGAUCGGAUAUCUCUUAGAUUCUCCGAGAUUAUCUCUAAUUAAAACCCUAUUACCACUAGGUCAAGUAACCUAGAGUUUGGGCCAGACACAAAAUAGAGAUUUACUUGAACACUCCCCAUUGUGUCGCCCA
Rosa rugosa (rugosa rose) is the source of this 1105-nucleotide messenger RNA. RefSeq names its product probable 2' cyclic ADP-D-ribose synthase BdTIR. The record is from RefSeq and is a predicted model, not a curated record. The transcript has 2 exons. Gene Ontology annotation, biological process: signal transduction. Lineage: Eukaryota; Viridiplantae; Streptophyta; Magnoliopsida; Rosales; Rosaceae. Bases 1 to 600 code for a protein of 199 amino acids.